AUGAUGAUAACUGCCUACACAGCGAUGCCCUCUAGCGUAUACCUAUCAUCGCCCCAAUCUCCCCCAGAAUCCCUUCACUGUCUGUCCACAACUGUACUACUCCCAUGGAGAAGCAGCAACACCGUCUGUGGAUCAGUUCGUUUUGCAGCCUAGGUGUAUAGCAGGCUGUAUUUCACGCCCAAACGCAGGUGAAGGAAUGUCGCUCCCGUGAAAAGGUCAAUAUGUCUACUAAAGGACAUCUACAGACCACCAUCACCCUGCUGCACGACACCCUGAGACCCUCCUCAGACACCUGGCCAAUCGCUGGCUCUGAACAGAGUUGCCAUGGACACUGAGUCUAUCCAGUCUGGCUACUCCAGCCACUCCAACAGAUCUAACAUACACGGGGUACAGAGUCGGCGUGAGCAUCAUAAACUUAGCAGUAAGGACAGUAGCCGGUCGGAGAGGUCUGUCAUCAACACCCCCGAUGGGCCCACUCAGGCCCCCACCCACAACAACGAGCCCCUGCUGAAAGACCCCACCUCCGUGACUGGAGACGAGGCUCCCAGCCUCCAGGAUGAUAACUGGGGGGAGACCACCACGGCAGUGACCGGCACCUCAGAGCUCAGUCUAUCCCAGGAGGAGGUGGUUGGUCUGUGGAAGGUACCGGACGACGGCCAGAGGCAGGGCUGUCGGCUCUACACUCCCGUGGUUCUGGGCUUCUGUGUGGGGCUAGUGGUCCUGGCAACCCCCCUGGCCUUCCUGGUCCUCCCGGCAGUGCUGUGGCCAGCCAGGCUGCAGGCCUGUGGCUCUGCCUGUGAAGGCCUCUUCCUCUCUGUCUCCUGUAAACUCCUCAUUCUCCUGCUUGCUGUUUGGGCUAUCUUCCUGCGCCAGGCCAGUGCCAGCCUGCCCAGAGUGUGUGUGUAUCGAGCCCUCCUGGCCAUGCUCACGCUGCUGCUCACACUCUCCUACAUGCUGUUCUAUGGGGUCCGCAUCCUCGACUCACAGGAUGAGGACUACCAAGGUAUCGUCCAGUUUGCUGUGUCUCUGGUGGACUCUCUGCUGUUUGUCCACUACCUGGCCAUCGUACUGCUAGAGAUCAGACACCUCCAGCCCUGCUACAGCCUGUGUGUUAUACGCUCCACUGACGGGGAGACAAGCUGCUACAACCUGGGACAGCUCAGUAUUCAGAGGGCAGCUCUGUCUCUGCUAGAGUUCUACUACAGAGACUUUCCUCUUCAUAACCCCGCCCUUCUCUCCGCCUCAAAGCACCGUGCCGCCAACCACCUGGCUGGCCUCAAGGUCUACACCGUGGAUGGCCCAGGGAACCCGGCGGAGCCGGCAGAGGGGUCGGGGGGACUGAAGGUGGGGGGCAAGUCUCGGACCAUGAUCUCUGCAGCAGCCAGGCACAAAAACACCACUCAUAACGAGCUUUACUACGAAGAGGCAGACUAUGACAGACGAGUCUGCAAACGCAGAGCCAGGCUAGUGGUGGCUGUGGAGGAGGCCUUCAUGCAUGUGAGGCGGAUGCAGCAGGAGGAGCAGAAAGUGUCCCCCGGGGAUGUGAUGGAUGUACGGGAGGCAGCCUCGGCCAUCUUCCCCUCCAUUGCCCGCACCCUGCAAAAAUACCUCCGAACCACCAGGAGGCAGCACUGCCACAGCAUGGACAGCAUCCAGAGACACCUGGCCUUCUGCCUCACACACAACAUGAGCCCCAAGGCAUUCCUGGAGGCCUAUCUGUCCCCUGGUCCUACGCUGCAGUACGGUCAAGAGCGCUGGAUGGCCGAUCAGUGGACUCUGGUCAGCGAGGCUGCGGUCACCAGCGGUCUAAAGGAGGGCAUGGUCUUCUCCCUUAGGUGUCUAGACUUCAGCCUAGUGGUCACGGUCAAGUCCAUCCCCUACAUUCGAAUGACCGAGGAGUACGUUGACCCCAAGUCACACAAGUUUACCCUGUGUCUCCAAUCUGAAACAUCAGUCUAACAGACACGAAAGACUGUGGCUGUUCUAGAAUUACAGUAUCUUACCAUUUUGGUAUGUUUUUUGUUUUGUGUUUCUUAAACCCUUUUUUACUUUGAUAUGCUAUUAUUGUGGUAUUUUGUGUCUCUUAAAUUAUUUAUAUUACUGUUUUUUUUUUUUGGGCUGCUUUGCAAUUUUUCUUUUUUUUAUUGUAUGUGUUUUUUAUGAACAGAUGCAUAUGGGAUAUUGCAAGAUGAAGUGUUAGCAUAGUUAAUAAACCCUAUGGUUCCCCAGCCUAUAGCUCCUUUGCAGUGAAGAUGAGACAGAUAGUGAGAGAUAGGCAAUAUGCUCUGGUUUCUAUUGUCCUGAGGAAAACUGGAACACUGGAUUAUGUCAAGGUUUUUUCUAUGCACUGUAGAUGACCCCUGCAGCAUUUUUGUUCUCCCUCUCUGUGUGUGUGUGUGUGUGUGUGUGUGUGUGUGUGUGUGUAUGUGUGUGUGUGUGUGUGUGUGUGUGUGUGUGUGUGUGUGUGUGUGUGUGUGUGUGUGUGUGUGUGUGUGUGUGUGUGUGUGUGUGUGUGUGUGUGUGUGUGUGUGUGUGUGUGUACACAAGCUGUAUCUACACACAAUCUGGCUCUACAUGUACCUGUCUCUGGAUCCUCCCUAGGGUUGCUAUAGCAACAGUGAGUAUUUUCAUAUGGUCUGCCCAUCUAAUAUGAAUGAAAUACUACCUAAUCAUCAACAGUUCAGGUUCAGUUGUCUCAAACUAAAGACUGCUUGUCUUUACCGCCAAUGGAUUGGACAUGUGUUUGUAUUUAUUUAAACCUGUGGGUUAUUUCCAUUUAAUUGAUACAUGUCUUACUUGUCUGACUGCCCACAGUUAUGUUCAGUCAUUGUACUACCCAGGAUUCCUAGACAUAUCUGUAAGAGGUUGUCAGAAUCUGUUGUACUCAAACCCAAAGCGGACUAUUGCUAGAUACUGUCCUCUAACCAUGAACUCACUGUUGAGAAAACAAACAAGCUGGGAGGGUG
Messenger RNA from Salvelinus fontinalis (brook trout), 2966 nucleotides. Its product is annotated as vang-like protein 1. Lineage: Eukaryota; Metazoa; Chordata; Actinopteri; Salmoniformes; Salmonidae. Gene Ontology annotation, cellular component: plasma membrane. The transcript has 10 exons. Gene Ontology annotation, biological process: multicellular organism development. Bases 325 to 1959 code for a protein of 544 amino acids. The record is from RefSeq and is a predicted model, not a curated record.